AAAGUGCGCAUCUUUGGAUCUCAGGCGGUGAACUACCCGGCGGUGGAUCCUGCGCCCACCAUCAUCCACGGCGCCUGGCUCUCCACGGGCUGCAGAGAGAACGCGCCCGUGGCCGUGGAGAAGCCCAAGACGAAGAAGGCGUUCAGCCUGGUCCGGAUCAUGUCUCUGGGUAACAACAAGAAGGGCCCAGGCCAGAACCUGCAGCACAACAACAACAGCAUGCCUUUCACCAUCCACUGUCAGAUCGGCAAAGAAAUCAAGCACAUCUGCAGCAACUGCAGCCGCGGGAACGCCACUCAGGACGCUGAGGAAGUAGAGAGGCUGGCAGCCAUGCGCUCCGAGUCCCUGGUUUCUGGCACCCACACACCACCCAUCCGUCACAGGAGUAAAUUUGCUACUCUGGGGCGACUCCUCAAACCCUGGAAAUGGAGAAAGAAGAAGAGCGAGAAGUUCAAGCAGACCUCUGCUGCUUUGGAGAGAAAGAUGUCACUGCGGCAAAGCAGAGAUGAGCUCAUCAAGAGAGGGGUGCUGAAGGAGAUCUUUGAAAAAGCAUCUGUUGAGUUUCGAUCCUCAAUGGACGGCAGCGUCUGCACUCAGGAGCCCCCUGUUAAGACGUCUAUGGUCUUGCCCACUAAGAAAUCCAUCACUUAUCCGAGUGACCAUCAGGAUGCUCCGGCCAAGCCGCCGCUUUAUCACAAACAACCACCUGCUCUGCCUCCAAAACCUUUCUCUAGAAUCCCAAACCACAGCACAGAUUCUUGCCAUCCUGUGAAGUUGCCCUGCAUGCCCGGAGGAAAGCACUCUCCACCCCUGCCUCCCAAGAAAGUGAUGAUUUGUGUGCCUCCAGGGGGGCUGGACUCCUCCCCAUUGUCGUCCCCGAACCCCCUCAACACACAUCCACCGAAGUGCGGCCCUCCCCAGGGCAUGCCGCCUCACCACAGCACGCUGCUGCCCUCCCAGAUCAGCGGGCUGUCCGGGUUUCACCAGACCCAUGGUCACCCGCUCCAGCUUCAGUACGGCAGCCUGCACGCCCCCAGCCGCAUCAUAGAGGAGCUCCAUAAAACCCUGGCGCUCUCCAUGCAGAGGUUUGAAAGCUCUGCUUUGCUUGGUAGCAUUCAGUGUGCUCCCCUUGAAAGAAGAGAAGUUCCCUCGGUGAUUAUUGACUACGAGGAUGACAAGGAGAACAUGCCCAACGAGUCUGACUACGAAGAUCUGCCCAGCAUGUAUAAGGACGAGGAGGAUGACGUGGAUGAUGACGACGACGAUGAAGAUGACGACUCUUUAUUUACAAGUACCUUGGCUAAGAAGGUGCUACGAAAAGACUCCCUGGCCAUCAAGCUGAGUAACCGUCCAUCCAAACGAGAGCUGGAGGAGAAGAACAUCCUGCCCAUGCAGACGGAUGAGGAGAGGCUGGAGUCAAGACAGCAAAUAGGCACCAAACUCACGAGACGCUUGAGUCAACGACCCACAGCCGAGGAACUAGAACAAAGGAACAUCCUCAAGCCUCGCAAUGAGCAGGAAGAACUGGAGGAGAAGAGGGAAAUAAAACGAAGGCUGUCGCGAAAGCUGAGCCAGAGGCCGACUGUAGAAGAGCUGAGACAGGCCAAAAUUCUCAUCAGAUUCUGUGACUACGUGGAGGUGUCAGACGCUCAGGACUAUGACCGGCGCGCAGAUAAGCCCUGGACUCGGCUCACAGCUGCUGACAAGGC
This is a messenger RNA of Nematolebias whitei (Rio pearlfish), 1709 nucleotides long. Its product is annotated as phosphatase and actin regulator 1. Lineage: Eukaryota; Metazoa; Chordata; Actinopteri; Cyprinodontiformes; Rivulidae. Gene Ontology annotation, biological process: cell motility; stress fiber assembly. Gene Ontology annotation, molecular function: actin binding. The record is from RefSeq and is a predicted model, not a curated record.